CUAACGAAAUGAAAUAGAGCUGCUACUAUUGCUGCGAAAAUAGCUAAGAGGUAAAAACUCGACACUCGCAGCUCCAGUAUCUCUCACCCUAAAUGCUUGCUGAUGCUCUUUUCUCCAUCUAAGGUAAUCUCUCAUCUCUCGCUUGCUCAUCUUCUUCAUGGAUCUGCUGCUGCUUCAAUUCUCACUUUCCUUCAACUGAUGUUUAUGUCUGUUUGAAACUCUAUACAAACAGAUCCAGCGAAAGCUGUUAAUCUCCCUGUUUCUUGUGAUUUCAACUUUUCUUGGAGCUUUUCUCGAUUUUUCGUCGCGAAAUACAUUCAAUUCAGUGAUUUCUGUUCUCUUUUGCUUUGAGGAGGCGGAGAAUUGAGCAUUAUCUUCUAUUCUGUUCUGGCAUGAACAGUUGACACCUUAAAAUCUGUUGUUGAAUUUGAAUCAGUGUAAAUAGCGAGAAAGUGUUCUGUUAGAGUAGCCAUGUCAAGGAGGCCAGUGAGUUCCACUCGCCGUUUUGUGGACAGUGGAAACUUUCCUUUUGCCGGUGCUCUACAUUCAAAGUCACGAUCUUCUCCCAUACUCACCAUUGGUCUUGUAGUUGUGGGAGCUUUUCUUAUCAUCGGCUAUGUUUGUAGUGGCUCAGGUAAAUUUCAAGGUGAAGCAGUUAGUAGAAUUGAAGGUGACUAUUCAUGCAUGUUAGAAGUACAGAGGGCAAUACCUAUUCUCAAGAAAGCAUAUGGUAGCAGCAUGCACAAAAUAUUGCAUGUAGGCCCUGAUACUUGUUCUGUAGUAUCUAAACUGUUGAAAGAGGAUGAAACUGAAACAUGGGGUGUGGAGCCAUAUGACAUAGAGGAUGCAGAUGCAAACUGCAAGAGUCUAGUGCGCAAAGGCAUUGUCCGUGUGGCUGAUAUCAAGUUCCCUCUUCCCUAUAGACCAAAGUCAUUUUCUCUUGUUGUUGUGUCUGAUGCUCUUGAUUACCUAUCUCCGAAAUACCUGAACAAGACUCUUACUGAUUUAGCAAGGGUAGCUGCUGAUGGUCUUGUUAUUUUUGCAGGUUCCCCUGGUCCUCAAAGAGCUAAAGUUGCAGAAUUGUCCAAAUUUGGGCGGCCGGCCAAAAGGCGGACUUCAUCUUGGUGGAUUCGCUUUUUCGUCCAAACAAACUUAGAAGAAAAUGAAGCUGCCAUUAAGAAGUUUGAGCAGGCUGCAUCGAAGAGGUCAUAUCAGCCAGCAUGCCAAAAGUCUGCUCUGGAAGAACAUUUUUAUUUUGGGAUAAGCGAAGAAGUAGAGUUUAGGAGCUGACCAUCAUCAUCAGUAAUCCCCAGAAGAACAACGACCUUCCUUGAACUUGAAGCAAUGAAACCUAUGGCCGUAAGCAGCAAUGAUUGCAUUGCAAGAGAACACAUUGGUUCAGGAACUUUUAAAAAGAAAUCGAGGAGAAGUUCACCUCCUGUUAAGUUGAUUGCUGCUGAAGGUUGGGAAUGGCGCCUGUGGGAUCUAAGAACGCACGCUUUCGGUGUUUAAUGUUGGACCUUGGAAGAUAGAACUUAGGGUCCAUUUCUUCGUGCUUUUGAGCCCAUUUU
Rubroshorea leprosula is the source of this 1571-nucleotide messenger RNA. The record is from the annotation of a GenBank genome assembly. NCBI's taxonomy places the organism in Eukaryota, Viridiplantae, Streptophyta, Magnoliopsida, Malvales, Dipterocarpaceae.